AUGAAGCUUGGUCAGAAAGCUAUCGUCUUGAGCACGCUCUUACCAGGUGCUCUGGCAUGGGGAAGUUUGGGACACAUCACUGUGGCUUACAUAGCGACAAAUUUGGUCAAGGAUGACACAACUGCUUUCUUCCAGAAUAUCUUACAGAAUGACACUGAGCAUUACCUCGCCGGGGUAGCUACUUGGGCGGAUAGCAUCAGGUAUACGAAAUGGGGACAAUUUUCCAAGAAUUUCCAUUUCAUCGAUGCGAAAGACACGCCACCGACGUACUGUGGUGUAGACUUUGAAAGAGAUUGCAAGCAAGAUGGCUGUGUUGUGAGCUCGAUCCAGAAUUACACGUCCCAAUUACUCGAUACCGAGCUGUGGCCGUCGCGGAGAAACCAAGCUGCUAAGUUCGUUAUUCAUUUCGUCGGCGAUAUCCAUCAACCUUUACACGUGGAAAACGUCGCUUAUGGCGGUAACGGUAUCCAUGUUAAAUGGGAGUCAUCUGAACUGAACCUUCACCACGUCUGGGAUACGAGCAUCGCAGAAAAGAUGCUGGGAGGCAUCCAUAGGAAGCCUUAUGUGGCCGGGCUCGCAUGGGCGGCCAACCUUACCCAUCAAAUCAGGUCGGGCAAGUAUGAGGCAGCCAGCAAACUUUGGAAUGACGGCCUUAGUUUCGAUGAUCCUAUCCAGACAGCCAUGGGCUGGGCAAAUGAGUCUAAUACCAUUGUUUGCUCCCACGUGCUCCCGGAAGGACCUGAAGCAAUUGUCGGCCAGGAGCUCGCGGGCGAUUACUAUGAGAAAGCCGCCCCUGUGAUCGAGCUUCAGGUGGCCAAGGCAGGAUACCGUCUCGCGACUUGGCUAGACCUCAUAGCUGACAAGGCUUCUGGAACGACCCAGCCUAUUAACGAAUUGUAA
Daldinia childiae is the source of this 900-nucleotide messenger RNA. RefSeq names its product Nuclease S1. Lineage: Eukaryota; Fungi; Ascomycota; Sordariomycetes; Xylariales; Hypoxylaceae. Gene Ontology annotation, molecular function: nucleic acid binding; endonuclease activity. Gene Ontology annotation, biological process: DNA catabolic process. The transcript is spliced from 3 exons. The coding region runs from base 1 to 900 and encodes 299 amino acids. The record is from RefSeq and is a predicted model, not a curated record.